Molecule: messenger RNA, 1857 nt
Organism: Arachis duranensis
Lineage: Eukaryota; Viridiplantae; Streptophyta; Magnoliopsida; Fabales; Fabaceae
Product: photosystem II CP43 reaction center protein
Exons: 2
Coding region: 78-1301 (407 amino acids)
Biological process (GO): photosynthesis, light reaction; photosynthesis; photosynthetic electron transport in photosystem II
Cellular component (GO): membrane; photosystem II
Molecular function (GO): chlorophyll binding
Source: RefSeq, a predicted model, not a curated record
GACUUAUCAAUUUAUCCGGUAAACUACUGGGAGCUCAUGUAGCCCAUUCCGGAUUAAUAGUAUUCUGGGCCGGAGCAAUGAACCUAUUUGAAGUGGCUCAUUUCGUACCCGAGAAGCCCAUGUAUGAGCAAGGCUUAAUUUUACUUCCCCAUCUAGCAACUCUAGGUUGGGGGGUAGGUCCUGGGGGGGAGGUUAUAGACCCCUUUCCAUACUUUGUGUCCGGAGUACUUCACUUAAUUUCCUCUGCAGUAUUGGGCUUUGGUGGUAUUUAUCAUGCACUUCUGGGACCUGAGACUCUUGAAGAAUCUUUUCCAUUCUUCGGUUAUGUAUGGAAAGAUAGAAAUAAAAUGACUACAAUUUUAGGUAUUCACUUAAUCUUGUUAGGCAUAGGUGCUUUUCUUCUAGUAUUCAAGGCUCUUUAUUUUGGGGGUAUAUAUGAUACCUGGGCUCCGGGAGGGGGGGAUGUAAGAAAAAUUACCAACUUGACCCUUAGUCCAAGUAUUAUAUUUGGUUAUUUACUAAAAUCACCUUUUGGAGGAGAGGGAUGGAUUGUUAGUGUGGACGAUUUGGAAGAUAUAAUUGGGGGGCAUGUAUGGUUGGGUUCGAUUUGUAUACUUGGUGGAAUUUGGCAUAUUUUAACCAAACCUUUUGCGUGGGCUCGGCGUGCACUUGUAUGGUCCGGAGGAGCUUAUUUGUCUUAUAGUUUAGGUGCUUUAUCUGUUUUUGGCUUUAUUGCUUGUUGCUUUGUCUGGUUUAAUAAUACCGCUUAUCCGAGUGAAUUUUACGGGCCCACUGGUCCAGAAGCUUCUCAAGCUCAAGCAUUUACUUUUCUAGUUAGAGACCAACGUCUUGGGGCUAAUGUAGGAUCCGCUCAGGGACCUACCGGUUUAGGUAAAUAUUUAAUGCGUUCCCCGACCGGAGAAGUAAUUUUUGGGGGAGGAACUAUGCGUUUUUGGGAUCUACGUGCUCCCUGGUUAGAACCUCUAAGAGGUCCCAAUGGUUUGGACUUGAGUAGACUUAAAAAAGACAUACAGCCUUGGCAAGAACGUCGUUCCGCGGAAUAUAUGACUCAUGCUCCUUUAGGUUCUUUAAAUUCCGUGGGUGGCGUAGCUACCGAGAUCAAUGCAGUCAAUUAUGUCUCUCCUAGAAGUUGGUUAGCUACUUCUCAUUUUGUUCUAGGAUUCUUCCUAUUCGUAGGUCAUUUAUGGCACGCGGGAAGAGCUCGCGCAGCUGCCGCAGGAUUUGAAAAAGGAAUUGAUCGCGAUUUUGAACCUGUUCUUUCCAUGACUCCUCUUAAUUGAGAUAUGAGAUCUAAUGCUUGAAGUAGGAAUCACGUUGAUUUUACCAUACAUAUAGGGUUGAGUCGAGCGGGUCAGAUUAAAAUCAAAAAUAAAAAGUAUUUUACUUCUCGUUUUAAUCCAUUUUUAAUCAAUUUCUAUCUAAUCUAAUUAUAUCGAAAUUCUGAAUCUUUUUUUUUUCGGGCUCGGCUAAGUGGUAGUAUCGCCGAGCCCGAAAAAACCGAACCAACCAAAACCAAUAAAAGAAAAAGAAUACUUUCGUCGAGCAAAAACAAAAGGAGAGAGAGGGAUUCGAACCCUCGAUAGUUCGUGUUGUGAACUAUACCGGUUUUCAAGACCGGGGCUAUCAACCACUCAGCCAUCUCUCCAACCAAAAAGCCAAUUUCUAUUUUAUCUUUAUUCUACUGAAUAGAACAUAACUAUAUGAAUUAAUAUAGUUAGUAUCGAUCGAUGAUCGAUGGCAUAGAUAUCCAGUGUGAAUCAAUUGGUCACUUUUAAUUCUUCAAAAUAUUAUAGAAGAUGCAUGAUCCAGCAUGUCUUUUUCUGAAAUAAAAACAAA